Molecule: messenger RNA, 984 nt
Organism: Stegastes partitus (bicolor damselfish)
Lineage: Eukaryota; Metazoa; Chordata; Actinopteri; Pomacentridae
Product: C-X-C motif chemokine 13-like
Exons: 3
Biological process (GO): immune response; defense response; chemotaxis
Cellular component (GO): extracellular region
Molecular function (GO): chemokine activity
Source: RefSeq, a predicted model, not a curated record
UCUGUUCCUGUUUCCUGUUUUCCAGCCGUUGCUCUUCAUCGCUGCCGCUGCCUCCGGACGGUUUCCCAUCGUGUCCCUGCUCGAGUGGUGAAGAAGAUCGAGGUGACUCCGGCUUCAGGUCACUGCCGCCGCACCGAGAUCCUAAUCCUGAAGAAGAGCGGCUCCACGGUUUGUGUCGACCCGGACGCCAAAUGGUUCCCAGAACUCCUGAACGCUCUGCAAAAGAAAAACGCGACUUUCAACUCCACCGCUUCACCACCGACUUCCUCCGCAACCGACUUCUGAUUUUUUUGUUUUAGUUCUGGUCGAGUUGAUCGAAGCUGUGAAUUAACAGAAGGAAGCUGAGCCACUCUGAAGUCCUACAAAUGCUUUUGUUUUUGGUGCGAUUUGACAUCUUUUAGUUUAGUUUCUUCAUUUAACCAACUGUUGUAAUGUUUUAAAUGAUAAUAACGGUGUACAAACUUGGUCUUGGUGCAGCAUUUUAAGCCUGAACUACUGAAAUUAGCUAAUAUUUGUUGUUAGGAACUCUGAAAUUAAACAGUUUGAAUGUUAAAAAUUAAAUGAAUGUGUUGUGUAAGUAAAAAGAUGUAUUUUUGGUAAAGACUUAAUAGAAUUUAUUCAGCAUGUUGAUGACAUUUUUGAAGGUGCUGUAAUGUCUAACAUGCAUCUGUAUGUUUUUUUCUAAAUAAAGAAAUAAAUGACAGACAACAAGACUCUUCAAAAAAUGACAUUUUAUUGCCUACAGGGGUUUGGGGAGAGUCGGGCCGAGUGUGGACAGAUGAGACAAGUGCUGCUGAGCAUGUUUGGUUUCAACUGAGGCGCAACUGCUCACGUACGAAAUACAGAUUCGGCUUUUUGUAGAAGUCCUCGUGGAAAUGUUGUUUUUCCACAUCACUGCUUUUUUGUGCAAAGAAUAAGCCAAACAAGUAGCUUUACAAGGCCUCCAGGCUCCUAAGUUCUUAACCUAAAUCACCUUUUUAGAUU